UUGAUGCCUUUCCUCGAUGACCUGGACCCAGAUUGGACUCCCGACUACUACGACUACAGCUCCGAGCAUCAGAACCCGGAGGAGAACACCACCUCGUGGUCGACCUACGCCGAGAAUCCCGACUGGUACUAUGCAGACGACGAUCCGUGCCAGUCCAACCCCUGUGAACAUGGCGGGGACUGUGUCACCAGCGGGGACACCUUCACCUGCAGCUGCCCGGCCCCCUUUUCUGGGAACAGAUGUCAGAAAGCACAAAACAAAUGCAAGAACAAUCCAUGUGGCCGGGGCGAAUGUCUCAUCACGCACAGCACCCCCUACUACCGCUGCGCCUGUAAAUACCCUUACACGGGUCCAGACUGCUCCAGAGCGGCUCCUGUGUGCAGGCCCAAUCCCUGCCAGAACGGCGGCACCUGCUCGCGGCAUAAGCGGAGAUCCAGGUUUAGCUGCGCUUGCCCGGAGCAGUUCAGUGGGAGAUUCUGCGAAAUAGGUCCUGACGACUGCUACGUUGGUGACGGCUACUCCUACCGCGGGAGUGUGAGCAGGACAGUCAACCAGCACCCCUGCCUCUACUGGAACUCCCACCUCCUGCUGCAGGAGAAUUACAACAUGUUCAUGGAGGAGGCAGAGGCCCAUGGGAUUGGGGAGCACAACUUCUGUAGAAACCCAGAUGGAGACAAAAAGCCGUGGUGUUUCAUUAAGGUCAACAGUGAGAAGGUGAAGUGGGAGUAUUGCGACGUUCCGGCUUGCUCAGCCUCAGACAUUGCCAACCUAGAGGGGGGCCCCGCAGAGCCCCCAGCCAAGCUGCCCGGGUUUGCCUCCUGUGGGAGGACCGAGAUAGCGGACAGGAAGGUCAAGCGGAUCUACGGCGGCUUCAAGAGCACUGCGGGCAAGCACCCGUGGCAGGUGUCCCUGCAGACCACCCUGCCACUGACCACCUCCAUGCCCCAAGGCCACUACUGUGGGGGUGCGCUGAUCCACCCCUGCUGGGUGCUCACCGCUGCCCACUGCACUGACAUAAAAGUCAGACAUCUAAAAGUCGUGCUAGGGGACCAGGACCUGAAGACGACAGAGUUCCACGAGCAGACCUUCAGGGUGGAGAAGAUGUUCAAGUACAGCCACUAUAAUGAGAGAGACGAGAUUCCCCACAACGACAUUGCUCUGCUCAAGUUAAAGCCCGUCGAUGGUCAUUGUGCUGUGGAAUCCAAAUACGUGAAGACUGUCUGUUUGCCUGACGAUCCUUUUCCCUUUGGGACCGAGUGCCACAUCUCUGGCUGGGGUGUGACAGAAACGGGAGAAGGGUCCCGACAGCUGCUGGAUGCCAAGGUCAAGCUAAUCUCCAACACUGUGUGCAACUCCCGCCGUCUCUACGACCGCACCAUCGACGACAGUAUGAUCUGUGCAGGGAACCUUCAGAAACCCGGGCAGGACACCUGCCAGGGUGACUCUGGAGGCCCUCUGACCUGUGAGAAGGAUGGCACCUACUACGUCUACGGGAUCGUGAGCUGGGGACUAGAAUGUGGGAAGAAACCAGGCGUCUACACCCAAGUCACCAAGUUCCUGAAUUGGAUCAAAACCACCAUCCACAGUGAGACAGGCUUCUAAGAUGCUGUCCUCAGGACCCCAGAACCCCUCUGCACCAAGAGGCCCUCCUGGGCAGUCAAGGACAUUGCUGGAGCCUCCAGGAGGCCACAGCCAGAGUGUCCAGGCUCUAAGCAGAGAUAACUGCUAUCCAGGCUGGACCUGGUGGGACCAGUACCAUCUCACGAGGCUCCCAGGAAUGAUGGCAUCAACGUCAAACAACUGUGCCCUCUAGAAAAUCAGCAUUCACAGAGUCUGCCUUCACCGGGGACAUCUGCAAAUGCGAGACUGCAGGAUGCCCAGCUCCAGGGGCAGUCACCUGGACUCUCCUCAUUCCAAACACUGAGGCACUCAA
Molecule: messenger RNA, 1933 nt
Organism: Marmota flaviventris (yellow-bellied marmot)
Lineage: Eukaryota; Metazoa; Chordata; Mammalia; Rodentia; Sciuridae
Gene: Habp2
Product: hyaluronan binding protein 2
Biological process (GO): proteolysis; blood coagulation
Molecular function (GO): calcium ion binding; serine-type endopeptidase activity
Source: RefSeq, a predicted model, not a curated record